UCGCUAUCUGUUGAAUACUGUCAAGAAAACAAGGAGCUUGCACCAGUUUCUCCACUUAGUAACCCAUGUGAACUGUUUAGUUGUAAGCUCCCCAGAAUUGAACUGCUGAGGGGAAAACAGAAUUGCUCUGUGAAGGUGUCUUAAAUCAGAAGAUAAAAUGAGUCAACGCUUAUUUAAAUAGCAGUUAAAACAGAAGAUCCGUUGAAGAUGGAAACUUUGAAGUCAUCCCUACUGUUGACUGUUCUUAUUUUCCUGGGGAAUCCUCCACCUCUAAUAGUUGCCAAACUUGUCCUGGUGAAUAAAGGGAUCACUGUCGAGAGGGGACGAGUUGCAUAUGUGACUGAAAAUGAGCUACAAUUCAACAUUUCUAAAGAGAGAGAUUUUUGCAAAGUAGAGGUGAUUCUGAAUGAACCAAUAACACAAAGAGUUGGGAAACUUACACCUCAAGUGUUCGAUUGCCAUUUCUUACCCAAUGAAGUGAAAUACAUUCACAACGGUUGCCCACUGGUUAAUGAAGACAUUGUGAUGCUGAGAGUAUACAGGUUUACUGCAGCAGAGACCAUUAUAGAGAAGUUUAUUCUUCAUAUAGAGAUCAAAAGCCCAGCAUCAAGUCUUGUUGAGUUUGGACAAGUUUCUCUAGAGGUUCCAGGUUUUCUUGGGAUUUCUCAACCCAUUGACAAAAACAUUUUGACUUUCAAACCCCAUGAGCUUGGUAAAGCCUGCACAGUAAGAAUCAUGUCAUCUGAGUUUCCUCUUUCUGGCCAGAUAGUUGUUGAAGACCCUCAGAUGCCAAAAAAUGAAAACAUACAACUGCUUACUGGACUGAAGAAAGCUGCACAAUCCAAACUCCCUUGUCGCAGCAAUGCUGCCUGCCAUUCAGGGUUAAAAGAAAUACAACUUCUAAAGGUGAGCUGUGAAGACUUUCUGGAGAUGGGUCUUAGAUACCAACACCUCAGCCCUCCAUCACCUGAUAAGGAUUAUAUCGCAAUUCAAGUAGAAAUCAGAGAAAAAAAGAGCAGGCUUCAGUUGCAGGCAGAAAAUGUUUGGAUUCCUGUAAAGAUACAAGGGGCCAUUCCAAAUGGACAACCUCAAGCUGCAUUCAUGUCCAUGUUCAUCUUGGAGAUAGAUGAGUUUAUUCUUACUCCUCUCACAACAGUGACUUUGGAUGCUGAAGAUGAAGAGACUCCAAAGGAAAGAUUGGUUUUCAACAUUACCAAGCCUCCUCCUCAGGGAUACAUUACCCAUCUGGAAGAUCACUCCAAGGCCAUUACAUCUUUCACGUGGCAGGAUUUGUAUGAUAGAAAAAUUGCUUUCCAGCCAUCCAACAUUUCUUACUCUGAGAGACAGAACUUUGAGGUUGAGUUUCAAGCAAUUGAUAGCUUCUUUGCCAACAGCUUCCCUAUCGUAGUCCAUUUUUCAGUCCGAAGUGCGGCAACAAGUGCUCCUAGAGUUGCAUGGAACAUGGGGCUCGACUUGUUAGAAGGACAGUCUCGCCCAAUUACUUGGGAGUCUCUUCAGAUUGUAGAUAAUGACAACCUUGACGCUGUUCAGCUGUUUGUGAUGGAAGGCUUAAAUCAUGGUUGGCUCACAGUCCAAGGGAACAAAAGCUUCAAGUUUGGAGUUAAAGAUCUCAGGGAUGGAGUUGUCCGCUACCAUCAUGAUGACAGUGAUACCACCAGGGAUGAUAUAAUCUUCAGAAUCUUUGAUGGAAAGUACAGUAUUAGAGACAAGUUUCCUAUUAACAUUCUUCCUAAAGAUGACAGCCCACCAUUCCUGGUGAACAAUCUUGUAUUUGAGCUGGAAGAAGGGGACAUGGCUGUUAUUGGAAAUAAUUUGCUCAUGGCUGCUGAUUUUGACUCAAGUGAUGACUAUAUACUCUACAAAAUAUCCAACUCACCUAGUGCUGGAGAAAUUAUCAAGCAACACUUUCCAGAUGGACCAGGUAUCCCUGUGUUCAGCUUCUUCCAAAAAGAUCUCUUCAAUGGUCUUAUUUACUACCGCCAUUUUGGAGGAGAAGUUUUCCAAGACUCGUUUGAGUUUAUUUUAGCUGACAGUCAAGAACCACCUAAUCUUUCAGACCCUCAGAUCAUGAUGAUUCACAUUAAGCCAGUGAAAGACCAUUUGCCAGAAGAAGUCCCAGGAACAGUAAGGAACCUUGUUGUCAAAGAAAAGGACAUUGCAUACAUCACAAAGCACCACCUUCAUUUUACAGAUGCUGAGUCACCAGACAACCAGCUUAUGUAUACAAUUACAAAACCCUGCUCCUCCCCAGCUUCCCCGGGGAUUUAUGAUGCUGGAAAGCUGAUUUUCAUGGACAGCAUGAAAAGUUAUUUGAACAAUUAUUCUACUCCUGCAUUAUCAUCUUUCACACAACAUGCUGUAACACAUAUGAAAGUGGCAUACAUGCCGCCAUUGGUGGAGAUGGGCCCUGAUCCGUUGUUUGUGCAGUUUGAAUUUUCUGUCAGUGACCAGCAGGGAGGAAUGAGGACUGGUCUUCUCUUUAACAUCACAGUGAUGCCUGUGGAUGAUGAAGCACCUGAGAUUUUCACCAGUCAUCUGAAAGUAGAGGAAGGUGCUAGUUCAUUCAUCACUGCAAAGCAUCUACUGGUUACAGAUGUGGACACAAAGACCAGUGAUAUCCAAAUUGAACUGAAGAAAUCACCUUUACAUGGACACAUCGAACUACAUGGAGUUGCCAUGCUGGAGGCAGAGAAAUUUACCCUUUGGGAUUUACAUUCUUCCAAAGUUCGGUAUCAGCAUGACAGUUCAGAAACCCUUGAAGAUAGAGUCAUAUUUUCAGCAACAGAUGGAUUUAACACCGCAGAUGGGACGUUAAGCGUACAGGUCAUACCAGUUAAUGAUGAGCCACCAGAACUGCAGGCUGGAUUAAAAUCAAAUCUGGAAUGCCUGGAAGGAGGUCGAGUGUUCAUUACUACCGAAUACCUGUACGCAACAGAUGCUGACAGUGAUGACUCCAGGCUGAUUUACAUGAUUGCUCGGCUUCCCAAGCAUGGAGUGAUUAAAAAGGAUAACUUGGUAGUGGAUAGGUUUUCUCAAUAUGACCUUACACAAGGAUCCAUCUCCUAUGUACAUACUGGAGGAGAAAUAGGGCACAAGCACAUCAUGGACAGCGUAACUUUCAUUAUUUCAGAUGGAGAAGCUGGAAGAGUGGAUGGCUGUUGUGCUGAUGAAAUUCUCCCGCCCCCUGUACCACUUCACCUUAACCUCCCAGUCUAUGAUCUGAACAUCACAGUGCUGCCUGUUAACAAUCAGUGGCCAGCCAUUGAAAUGGGAGAAAUAUUUCUGGUGGACGAAGGGUCUUCAGCAUGUAUCAGUGUAAAAUAUCUGGGUGCUUCAGAUGAAGAUUCAAAACCUGAGGAGCUGACAUUCUACUUAGAGACAAGUCCUCAGUAUGGUUACCUGGAGAACCUUCUUCCUCCACCUGGGUACGAGAAGAACAAUGAAGGCAUGAAUAUAAGUAUGUUCACUUUUCAGAGCCUCAAGGAUGGUUAUGUCAACUACGUUCAGUCCAAGCACAAGCGUUUAGAACCCACCUCUGAUAGCUUCAUGGUAUCAAUUAGUGAUGGCCUUCAUAAAUCCAUAGCAAUGCCUUUCUACAUCAUCGUUGUUCCUGUUAAUGAUGAAAUACCGAGGCUGCAACUUAGAAACAUAACAGUAAUGGAAGGUGACAUUAGAAGAAUGGGACCUAACACCAUCAAUGCUGAAGAUUUUGAUGUCCCACAAGAUUUCUUGAGAUUCUACAUUGCUGCUCCACCACAACAUGGGUUGAUACUAAAUGGGAUUUAUGGCAGAGAAAAUGAAUAUUACAAGCAAAUAAGCACUGCUACAUUUCAUCCAGAUUUAGAAGUUCACAGCUUUACUUUGGAGGAACUCAAACAAGGCCUGAUGCUUAUGUACAUGCAUGAUGACACAGAAAGCCUAGAGGAUAGUUUCACCAUUCAGCUGACAGAUGGCAAGCACACAGUCCAAGGGACACUUUACAUCUACAUCAUGCCAGUCAACGAUGAAAUCCCUCAUCUUUCCAGGAACACAGGUUUAGAAGUUGAAGCUGGUGGGAAUAAAGUUAUCUCCAGUGUGUCAUUAGAAGUGGAAGAUACAGAUUCUUCAAGGAAUCAGCUCCAUUAUGUCAUCAACAACAAGCCGAAAUGGGGACACCUAAAAAUAAAGAGUGGAUCAUCUUGGCACACCCUGCAUCCUGGAAUGAAUUUCACGCAAGACAAUGUGGACAUGAACUGCCUUUGGUAUUUCCAUACUAACAUUUUGGCUUCAGAAAGUCAUGAUAGCUUCCGGUUUUAUGUGACAGAUGGACAGAACAGCUCUCCACCAGAAAGCUUCUAUAUCUUCAUUAAAAGCAUGGAGAAAGGUGACAUUGUUCUAUUCACCAAACCUGUAACUUUAACAGAGGGUGACAGGGUGACCUUGACGACAGAUGUUCUUAUGGCAACAGAUGGCACUGGCAAACCCGAGAAGCUGCUGUAUGCCAUUUCUGUGCCACCUGUGCAUGGUCAGAUUGAGUACAUCAAUUAUCCCGGCGUGCCCAUUUCCCGCUACAGCCAGUUGGAUGUUGUGGCCCAGAAGGUUUGCUACAUUCAUGACAAUAGCCACGAGGCUAGCAGGGAUUCAUUCAGUUUUACCAUCAGUAAUGGUCACACAGAGAAAAGGGGCCUGCUAGAACUGAAAAUUGAACAUACUGACCAGAUUCCGCCUACCCUCCUUCAUAACAAAGGUCUCCAUAUUGUAGAAGGGGGCAAAGGAUUUUUAACUCGAGAUGUUCUUCAGCUUACUGAUGUAGAUAGUCCCAUAAAAAACCUCACCUAUAUUAUCACCCAGUAUCCGCAACAUGGACAGUUGUACAUGAAAGAGAUGGCUAUACACUGGGGCCAAUUUACACAGCUGGACGUGGAUGAUACAAAAGUGUACUACAUACAUAAUGGAGGAGCUGGGCAAAUUGAUAAAUUCUCAUUUGUAGCUACAGACAAAGUGAAUCGUGGAGUGUUGAUCAAUGGAGAAUUGAGAGAUGACCCCAUCGACUUUACAAUACAGAUUGAAACUAAAGAUAGAAUGGCACCAAAACUUCUCAUAAAGACAAGUCCAACCACCAUACAAAACCUCAGAGAUGGGAGAUUUGCCGUUCCUAUCACAGUUCGCAACUUGAAAGUCAUAGAUGAUAAUAGUAGAGAUGAAGAAAUCAUCUUUAGUGUUCGACGGCAACCCUUAUUUGGGUAUCUGGAAAACCCAAAAGAAGGUGGUUUUCUGCAAAAUUCAUUCACUCAGGAUGAUUUAAACCAAGAUAACAUUCGGUACAUCAUAAAUCCUUCCAUUGAGGUAACGUCAGAUCGUUUUGAAUUUGAAGUUUCAGAUGCAGCAGGCAACACGAUUGUUCCAGAGAUGCUUGAAUUAAGAUGGUCCCGUAUAGAACUGGCACAAACAUGCUAUCGUAUCUGUGAAAAUGUUGGAUCCCUUCCUAUCAAAAUUCUAAGAACAGGUGAAAGUGCUGAACCAUCAUUUGUUGGAAUAAAGGUUGAAGAAGUGUCAGCUAGACGUGGCAUGGACUUUAAGCACAGUAGAGCAAGAUUAGUGCAGUUUGAUCCUGGUGUUUCCGUGAAGAUCUGGAAUAUUCUCCUUCAGGAUGAUGGCCUGGAAGAAAAUGAUGAAGUUUUUAAAAUAAUACUGAACAAGCCUAAAAAUGCUGUCUUGGGACACAAGAGGGAAGUGACAGUUAAAAUUUUAGACCCAAGGGCUGGCCACUGUGAUUUUCCUACAAUCUUCCAAGCUGGUGACACUCGGGAAGUACUGGAGGGUGCUAGCAAGGUCACAGAAAGCCCAUUACCUACUGGCUCUGCAUUCAUACAUAGCAAGGAAGGAAACACUCAUAGCGAAGCAUGGCAUUUGGACAAUAAGAAUCCUCCUUAUCCUCAUUAUCAUUCUUCUCCUAUGGGAGAUGUUCCUCAGAUUGGACACCUGUUUGAUCAUGUAGCCAUGAAUUCCUCAGCUCCUUCUGGUGCUCAACUUAAGGGAAAGCUUCAAGCCACUGAACAUAGUCCACUGAUGGACCAAGGUGCUGGCCCACCAGCAGAUGAAGAUCCCUUUGUUCUUCCAUCUAUCAUUGGGACACCUGCAGAACAGCCCUUGUCUAUUUCAUCUUUUCGCCUAGGAAACAAACAUGACCUUCCUCAGAGAGACUUGGCUGUGUGGAGUGAACUGAUCCCUUCACAAAGAGGCACAAAACAGAGAGCUAAAUCCAGGAGGUGCCCUUCAGGCUGGACAAUCCGAGACAAGUACUGCUACCUUCUGAGUUCUGCUCGCAAUGCAGCAUGGGAAAGUGCUGAAAGAGUCUGCAGAAAAUGGUCUGGUGGCCAUCUAGCCAGUGUGCAUUCCCCCAGAGAAAUGGCAUGGCUUUGGAAGUUUGCCAAUAAACAGCCAUUUUGGAUUGGAUUAAAAGAAGGUAAAAUGGGCAGCUGGAUGUGGACAAAUGGCCGACCAGUGACCUUCCAUAACUUCAAAGAAGGAAAAGCAAAGCCACAAAAGGCCAAUGAAGAAAAAUGUGUUUUUGUGAAAAAGCAGAAGGAAUGGAUUCUGAGACGGUGUAGACAGAGGCUGAAAGCAAGAUAUAUUUGUUCUGUUCCAUCAUUAGCUAAUACUUUCCUAAAACCACAAAAAUGAUUUAAUCAGAAUGUGAAAUUGGUAAGGGAAUUGCUUGAGAUUGUUCCUUUGAGAAAUAAAAGUUACCACAAAUUCUAGAAGUGCUUCUAACAAAGUAACACAAGAGAUUCAGAAGUGUGCAGAUUUGUGUUUUGGUUGUAACUCCCAGAAUUCCCAAGGGCUUCAGAACCAUCUGGAGGAAUUCUGGGAGUCAGCAUCCAAAGAUGUGAAUCUGCACAACUCGGUUAAUGGUGGAACUACGUAAUUCACAAAUAAUGAUGGAGAAAUGUUACUAUCUUCAGUAUAUUUUCCAAGAAACUGCUGGAGAACUCUGCCUGGCUCUUCUCUUAACAGAUUCUACAGAUUUAAAGUUCCAUGUAUUAAAAAAGAGCAGAGAUCACUAAUCAGAACCUUCAUGGAGAAGAGCAACAUAAUACUGGUGCUGAUGGCUAAAAAAUUCUAGAAGCUGUGCUCCAAAACAGUAAUUUUUCUAACCAUUUGUGUAUAGGGAAUGGGCAUUAGGCCAGCUCCUGAAUUAAUUCAAUGUAGCAUGUGUAGAUUUUGUUAAAAAGGAAGAGAAAUAUGCAGAGCUUGUUUUUUUUUUUAAUUACCUGGGGAGGACCUUCUGCACUAUUUAACUUCCUUGGGCAAACUCUUCAAAGUCUGCAAAUCUCCUUUGGCUUGAACUUUAAAGCACUUGUUUAUUAGCAAUGCCUCUUUGUAUUAAUGUAGUAAUCAGGAGUGGAAUAGAGUAAGUAUUACAUUCAUAAAGAAUUACACUAGAAUUUUGGACAGGUUUUCUAAAACCUUUCUAGGGCUCUUAUAAAAACUCAUAACCAAGGAUGUGAGUUUUGCUUCCAAAAAUCUGUUCAAUAAAAUUUUUAUUCCGUUUUUGCAACAUUAGGGAAUGUUCAGUGAAUGUAGGCUUCAUCACUGAAGGGUCCCUUAAAGUUAAUGGAGCCAUCCUUCUUCACACGGGAAAUCUAAAGAUCAUUGGGGUUUGGCCGCAGUUUGUUUCCCUUGCAAGCCUGAGUGCCAGAAAUAUUUCAAGAGAAUGAAUGAUGACACAGAGAGAAGUCACGAAAAGCCAGAUUAGACAUGGCAUCUGUCACAUGGUUCAUGGGUAGCUAAUUUUUAUAGAAAAAAAUAUCUGGGCUCAUGAAUCUGUCAUGGGCCCAGAUAAAGGGUUAGCUUGAGCUUGUCAGCUUAGUGUGGAAGAAAAGUGCCAUUUAAGUCAUAUGUGUCUUUGAAUUUUACAUUCUCCAACAUUGUUAUCCAUGUCGACAUCACGCAGCAGCAAUCUGAAUUAAUAGUGACAUUUUAAUUCUUUUUCUACAAUAAUUAAUUGUUGGACAAGAAUUGUUAUUGUAUGAAAAACAGGUCAUGUUUUUGUAUCAGUUUUUGUUUAUACAGUAUGCAUAUGUAACAAGCACACUCAAAGGGACAGAAGCCUUCCCUCACAUCCCUGAAGAGGCUUCCAACAAAUGUGCCAAAGAUGCUCAGCCUUUGUGGACUUUAUAGAUAUUUCCAAUAAAGUAUCUCGCAGGAGACUAGCUACUGGUGCUGCCACUUCUUUUAGUAAAACAAACAGGGCCAUAUGUACUGUAGGCUGUCAUCAGAAAGCAGCCUCUCUCCUUACAUUAUUUAUUUUUCUUUGUCAUUGGACGUUGUCAUUAAACACACACUAAUAUAUUCUGAUUAGAUCAAAACAUUGAAGGAGCUCUGAAUUUUAAUC
Pogona vitticeps (central bearded dragon) is the source of this 8398-nucleotide messenger RNA. NCBI's taxonomy places the organism in Eukaryota, Metazoa, Chordata, Lepidosauria, Squamata, Agamidae. The record is from RefSeq and is a predicted model, not a curated record.